AUGCCGCUGAACGAUGUGGCAGUUCUCCCGGUCAACUUGGACGACUACACCGACGAAGAUGAGAAGGACGUGGAGAUCGACUCAACACCGACCAAGCGGCUCCUGCCCUCACCUACUCGACUGACCCGACUGGCAAAGACUGCCAUCGCCUUCUUCGUCUUCGUGCUCUUCGGCGACGCCAUCCUCACGACCGAGAUGCAGUUCCUCCCUCGCUGGGCCAGCUUCGACCCGCGGUGCAGCCCCGACACGCUCGACGUCUCCAGCGUCAACUACCGAUCCGACCACCGAUUCUACGCCAUGGUCAAGGACAUGGCGGCGCUGAGCUCCCCCACGUUCCGCGGCAAGCACGAGGCUCUGUGCUCGGACGACCACGCGGACGAGCGCAAGUUCGAGUACUGCCUGCCGAUCACGAGCCAGGACGACGCUGUGUUCUGUGCUGGGGCGGACCGCAUCGAUCUCCUGGUGCGUCAGUCUCCGCUGACGUUGUGUCGCGCCAGUGUCAUGCACUUGCUGGUUACGGACGUUCUCGAAGAGCUGGGAGCGAUCGACGCGUCUUCAAACGCCAAAAACGCCACCUCAACGCUUGACACCAAUGCGGAUGCAACUGCGGGAGUCACGACCAUCGCGUACGAAGGUAGUGUACCGCUUGGCAAUGACUUUAAUGCAGCGUUGAAGCGGAAGGGCUACCACAGCUUCCUCGACGACAACGAGUGGCGCGUGUGUGUGGCACCAACGCACCCGCUCGCAUCGCAUCUGUACGACCCGGACCGGAAGAUAACGACGUCCGGGAGACUCGUCCCCCACGUGAAUAUCGUCUUGUCGACAGCUCCUAGCACCGGUGCUGCUGAGCCGGAGAUGGUCAACGCGCAUGCCCACUUGGACGACGCCUGCAUGCCGAACAUGAUUGAUGCUAAGGACGUCGAGUACGCUUCCACGCAGCGGUUCUACACGAUGCUGCAGACGAUGGAGGCGCUCCCGGCACCCGUUUUCCACGAUGAACACAAGACGCUGUGCAAUGAGAACGCCCGUGAAGACCGCGACAUUCCCUACUGCCUUCCAAUGUCCACCCGAAACGACCCGAAGUUUUGUACCGGGGCUGAGCGAAUCAAUCUUCUCGUCCGCCAAUCCCCAUCGACGCUGUGCCUAGCUAGCGUUUUGCACAUGCUGGUUGCCGAUGUGUUCGAGGAGCUCCAAGCAGCAGGAGUGUCUCCGAAUAUCGACCUGGGCAGUGAUAGCGAGGGUGGCUCUGCUGACGGGCUGACUGAAGACGUAGAUUUCACCUUCAGUGGGGAGAUGGCAACGGGAAACGCGCUGGACCUGGCACUGCUCAAGAAAGGGUACAACCUCUACCUCAACAACGACAAUUGGCGCGUGUGUGUUGCCCCCAUCCACCCGCUCGCUGCGAAUCUCUACAACCCAGACCAGCCUAUUGCCAUCAACGAAUACGCCGGGCCCUACAUCAACUUGGUCUCUGUCAGCCAGAAGAAGACAAAAGCGAGACCCUGUGAGAGCCUCCUGCGGCCGAAUCCGAAGAAACUGAGCCCCCCUGUUGAAGAGACUGAGGCUCCAGACACACCCGAACCCGAAGCUCCAGCUGAGACCGAAGCCCCGACAGCUCCGGAGCCAGGUUGCUCUCCGAACAUUGUCAACGUCGUCGACGACGGCUCGGAGUUCUACUCGACGAUGAAAAGCUCAGGGGCGCUAUCCGCACCGCGAUUCAACGGCGCGCACGAGGUUCUCUGCAACGCGGACACUCGCAAGUUCCGCAAGUUCCGCUACUGCCUCCCGAUCUCCGGCCGGAAGGACUCUCCGUUCUGUGCCAACGCCGACCGGAUGGACAUUCUGCUGCGCUAUGUCUUGCACAUGCUACUUGCCGACGUCUACGGAGAGUUGAAGGCGAUCGGAGCUGUCCCUCUCCUGACGUUCGGAACGCUCUUAGGUGCCGUUCGAGACGGGGGCAUGAUCCCGUUCACCGAAGACGUCGACAUUGCCUACAGAGGAAAUAUUGUCGACGGAGGAGAACUGGACGAGCGACUGUGGCGCAAAGGUUACCACCUCUUCGACUAUAACAUUUGGCGACUGUACGACCCAAGCCACCCCAUUGUCGAGGACUACACCGUUCCGUACGUGGAUCUGUACGCAAUGGAGCAGCAAUUCGGCAGUUCGUGGUCGAUGCAGGAACUCCAAGCGCGGAUACUUCCCAUUGAACGCGUCGAACCGCUUGCCUAA
This is a messenger RNA of Phytophthora sojae, 2229 nucleotides long. RefSeq lists its product as hypothetical. Bases 1 to 2229 code for a protein of 742 amino acids. NCBI's taxonomy places the organism in Eukaryota, Oomycota, Peronosporomycetes, Peronosporales, Peronosporaceae. The transcript is spliced from 4 exons. The record is from RefSeq and is a predicted model, not a curated record.